CUUGGGGUGUGUGUGUUUUGUUUUUUGAAUGUUUAGCGGAAGGGAUUUUAUACGAAAUGGCGGAACACUCCGGAUUUGACUGCAUAAGAGUCCGUGGCUGAUGGAUAUGUUUGCUGCAGUAUUCUGCUGGAUCCACUCCUGAUAUUAAAGAUGCCGGGAUCAAAGAAGUUGCGGCCUGAUAGGCUAGAUUCGACCGAUAUGGGGGAAAAGGAGAGCCAUAAAAAGGGUCCUACCCGGAGAACGAUAGACAUUUUGAUGAAGGAACUGGACAGGUCGGAGGUCCCCCGGGAGUUAGGUGAACCCAACAGGAAAUGUAUUACGGACUCGUGGCAGGAAGACUUUUGGAGGAAGUGUAACAGUGACUCAGAAAAGAGAAUUCGUUCUGGGAAUGUAAAGAAUUUGACCAAUCGGCCUUCCACCAAUGCCAGACUACCUGUUGAUGCCAAAAUAGGUAAAGGAAGAGAGAAUUUGCUAAUGAAAGCGGCGGCAUCAUUGAAACUAUCUAAUCUGUUCUACAGUGCAAAUCGUUAUACUUUGCCUUCAUUACAACCUGUUGUGAUGGUAGAUAAAUUACAUAAUGAAUCUACAGAGUUACCAGCUGUCAGUGGUACUACCGUAGCUACAUCCCAACCCCGUGAGAGGAGAAAAUUUUUUGUAACUGAACCAAAGUGGCCGACUCGCAGCAGCGGUUUAAAUGGGAGAGUCAAUGGAGUAUGCAACGGGAGGUAUUUGCCUAGCUCACCUCGUAUUAAAUUUGGAGGUAAGAAAGAUGCCAGAUUGCUGGGGAGAGGAAAUGGAUCUCAUGCUCUGAACAGCAAUCCAUUGGCUACAUCUACACCAGCAGAGAGAAGAAAUGUUUUUGUAGCUGAUCGGAACGGUCAUACUAUACAAUAUGAAGAAAUGAAAGGUGCCGCUUUGCAGGAGAAAGGAAGUGGGUCCGAGGAAACUGUAGUUGGUGAAUCUAGGUUGUCCAGUAGUGGAAGACGUGGCUCGAAACAAGUGGCUGACUGCAGUGCGGAGCUAGAUGAAAAAAGAGCCGAGCUGUCAACGCCCAUCCAAGUGAAUGGAGUACACGAAGGGAGCAGCAUUUGGAAAGAAACCUUGCCCUCGAGGAAAACUGGACCGGGUGGCUGUGCAAAGAGAAAGACUUCUCCCAUUAAAGACAACAGCAUCGUUAAAGUCAGGAGGACAGAUGAACGCUCAGAAGAAUAUGAAAGAGGUACGCGAAGUUGUGUACGUGGUUUGUUUGAAGAUGAGUCAGAAGGAUGCGAAAAAAUACUCGCGGAUGUAAAUGAACUGCAACGUUCUCAGAAUGGUGCUAUUGUUAAUCAGUCUGGUCCAACCAGGGAGGCUGUACAGUGUGAGCAACAGAGUUCUGUUUACAGUAAUAGGAAAUGUGUAACAUCUGCACUAGAAGUUGGCGUUAGCGGUCAUUUGUUUGGGAAUGUAGCGAAUAGUGACUGUGAUUCUUCCACUGCAGACUGUAACACAGUAGAGAGCACAGGAGAGUUAAAUGUACCAGGUUGUGAAAAUAAAACGAGUAGUGACGAUUGUCAGAGCUCUUCAUAUGCCGUGUCUUCCUCUUUGCAACCAGUGGUUCUGCUCAGAAAGUUAACCUGCGACGAGAUCAGACAUUAUACCUCGGAAAGGCUCACACCGCGAGAGGAAACUUCCCAGAAGUGUGUUGAACAAUCUGGAAGCAUAGAUAAUUUGGAGAUAUCAAGUGAACCGUCUCUGCUUUCCUUUAAGAACAGAAUGUUUUCUGGUGGCUGCACGAAAGGCUACAGGAAGUCGUAUGGUAAGAAAAGCAAGUUUUUCAAAAGUGAUGCGGCAUCACUUGGAGACCAAGGUAAUGGGAAAUCAUGUGAGCAAGAAAGUCCAGAAUCUGAAACUGAAGAAAGACUGUUCAGGGCAAUAUGGCCAAAGCCUGCAACAGAGUUGCGCCUCCCGGAUGUGGAGCGAAACAGUGUGGCCAACAGCCUACGGAAUUACAGUUGUAAUGGUGUGAGAGAAAAUGCAUUGGACAAAAUUGUUGAAUGCACUGAUGCAGAGAACUUUGUCUCCAAACGCGGGAACGAUAAAGUGCCCCCAAAUUCUGGUUUCAGCAAUGGAGAAGUUGUAGGACCAGAUAUCUCUUCAGCCGAAGCAGUUCCGCCAUUUAAAAUGUCAGCCUCUGAUAACAGGAAGUGUUGCAGAAAUGAAAUGUGCCGAGUUGCCACUCCAGAACUGAUAGGGCUGGAAAAUCCAAUGACUUCCAACAGAUGCUGGAUGAACGUUACCUUGCAGACUCUGUUUUCCAUGGAAAAUUUCAUGCAGAGCAUGAUACAAGCAUUUGAGAAUGUGAAUGUGGAGAACAAUUCACUGAUCUCAUGCAUACUAACGGUACACUAUGCGAGGUCUCUUGGGCAUCAAGAGUGUGUCUACGAACAAGCAAGGAAACUUGCAGAAGUGCUUGGCACAUUGAAUAGUGACUACAAUGUAAAUGACCAGCAGGAUCCUUCAGAAUUCAUUCUCUGGCUGUUCAAUGCAUUUGAGCCAGCACUGGAGAAAUAUGGGCCCAGCUGGGCAUCUGGUUUGAUAACUGAGAAUUUCAGAUUUGAAAUGGAGGAGAGGACCUGUUGUAUGGGUUGUCUGAAUUAUGAUGUAAAAAUCAGCUCUUUCCUGAUUUUAAUGCUCGAUAUCUCUGUUGGGACAUCAAAAAUACGGUCCAUUAUCGAAGCGUUAGAUGCGUAUGCUUCCACCAAAACGAUCAAGAGGACUUGCUCUCAUUGUGGAGAAGAUAAAUCACUUGUGAAGACAGCAUUUAAAUCAGUUCCAAGGUACUUAAUAAUAAAUUUGAAGAGGUAUUCUGUGAAGGACGGAGAGGUGAUACGUGAUGAAACUCCAGUCAGACAUACCAGCACACUCUCUCUGGGAAAAUAUUCAGUUCCUAACAGCAUGAUUUCUAAGAGUGCAGUUCCUAACAGUGAGACUAAUUGCUCGAAGGCUAGGAGAAGUGAAGCAGUUGCCAGUCCUCCAAAACUUAACAUCGGUAGAAAGAGUCUCAGAAGAGGUGUAGGAGACUACAAUUUGAUAUCUAUUAUUCACCAUUCAGGUUUUUCUGUUUCCAGUGGUCAUUAUGUUUGUGAUGUGUACCAUAGGACAACAGGCAAAUGGUAUUCAUAUAAUGAUAAAAUGGUUAAAGAAAUGUAUGAAACGACAUUAUUUAGUGCAAAGAGACAGAAGACAGGAUAUAUUUAUGUGUAUCAAAAUAAAAAUUGUUGAUUGAUGAAAUGAUAAGCAACUGGAUAUUUAAGAAGAAUGAACUCUGUUUAUACCGAUCAGCAAAGGGAGUCUCUUCAUUGUGUGUUUUUAUCGUUUUUGUUACCAUUGCUACAGUUCUGUUUUGUCACUGUUUUCUGAUCAGUUACCAUUAUAAGUCAUUUUUGAAAUGUUAGGUACUUAGACAUUGUUCCCUUCAGUACUUAAUUUAUUUUAAGUUUAUUUUCUCUGUUAUAUUUGUUGAAUGUGGAUGCUCAAGAUAUGUGCAACCAUUACACACAUUCAUCUCUUUUAUUUCUUUUUUAAAAAUAAUUUAUUGUGUGAGUAUCAAAUUUUGUGUCUGCUUUUGUAAAUUUUUAUAUGACUAUUAUGUAGAUAUAGAUGUAGAUGUGAUGUGUCAGAAACUACGCUUUUUGUAAAUUUUUAUGUGAUUAUUGUGUGUGACUUAUGUGCUGUAUCAGAACCUGUGAGUUACGUAAAUUUUUAUGUGAUUAUUGUGUGCUGUAUCAGAACCUGUAUACAGUUUUUUCCAUAAUGGAAUUUACUUUUAGAACUUACUGUUCUGACAUUUAAAAUACUUUUGUGUUUAUUAUUACAUGUAAUAAACUGUACAAAGAAAUGAUCUGUGAAU
This is a messenger RNA of Schistocerca piceifrons (Central American locust), 3892 nucleotides long. Its product is annotated as ubiquitin carboxyl-terminal hydrolase 29-like. Gene Ontology annotation, biological process: protein deubiquitination. The record is from RefSeq and is a predicted model, not a curated record. The transcript is spliced from 12 exons. The coding region runs from base 151 to 3264 and encodes 1037 amino acids. NCBI's taxonomy places the organism in Eukaryota, Metazoa, Arthropoda, Insecta, Orthoptera, Acrididae. Gene Ontology annotation, cellular component: cytosol; nucleus. Gene Ontology annotation, molecular function: cysteine-type endopeptidase activity; cysteine-type deubiquitinase activity.